This is a messenger RNA of Vicugna pacos (alpaca), 4978 nucleotides long. The record is from RefSeq and is a predicted model, not a curated record. Lineage: Eukaryota; Metazoa; Chordata; Mammalia; Artiodactyla; Camelidae.
AUAUUUCCUCCUAUCCUGUAGGUUGUCUUUUCAUUUUGUUUAUAGUUUCCUGUGCUGUGCAAAGCUUAUGAAUUUGAUUAGGUCCUAUGUGUUUAUUUUUGAUUUUGUUUUUGUUGCUUUGGUAGACUGACUGACCUAGGGGAACUUUGCUACUAUUUAUGUCAGAGAAUAUUUUGCCUGUGUUCUCUUCUAGCAGAUUUAUGGUGUCUUGUCUUAUGUUUAAGUUUAUUUUUGUGUAUGGCAUGAGGGAUUGUUCUAACUUCAUUGAUACACAUGCGGCUGUCCAGCUUUACCAGCACCACACGCAAGAGACUGCCUUUCUCCAAUGAAUGGUCUUUUCUCCUUUGCUGAAGAUCAAUUGGCCAGGAGUUCAUGUUGCUGCAGUUAACUCCCUGGGCCAAACACCACUUUUCAUUGCUGCAUUAUUAGGCCUUACAAAAGUAGUUGAUAUCCUGGUGGAUUAUGGAUCAGAUCCAAAUCACCGCUGCUUUGAUGGGAGCACCCCUGUCCACGCAGCAGCAUUUUCAGGCAAUCAGUGGAUCCUCAGCAAACUGCUGGAUGCAGGGGGUGAUCUUCGACUCCACGAUGAGAAUGGUCGAAACCCGCAAACCUGGGCCCUGGCAGCAGACAAGGAACGCAGCACCGCGAUGGUGGAGUUCAUGCAGCGCUGCGCCCUACACAUGCAGACCAUCAUCCAGGGCUUCUCCUAUGACCUCCUGAAGAAGAUUGACUCCCCACAGCGGCUCAUCUGUAGCCUGCCCCGGUUUGGGGGCCUCAUGCCGGGAAACCCUAAUGGCUCUCCUAACCGACUGCUUAAAGCUGGAGUCAUUUCUGCCCAAAAUAUCUACAGCUUUGGCUUUGGAAAGUUUUAUCUUACAGGGGGAACGCAGCUGGCCUACCUAGGAUCUCUUCCAAUAAUUGGAGAAAAAGAAGUGAUUCAAGCUGACGAUGAGCCCACCUUCUCUUUCUUCAGUGGACCCUACAUGGUCAUGACCAACCUGAUGUGGAAUGGGAGCAGGGUGACAGUGAAGGAGCUGAGCUUCCCCACCCACCCGCACUGCAGCAGGUUGCGGCUGGCUGACUUGUUAAUUGCUGAGCAAGAGCACAGCAGCAAGUUGCGGCACCCCCACCUGCUGCAGCUGAUGGCCGUGUGCCUAUCCCAGGACCUGGAGAAGACCCGCCUUGUAUACGAGCGCAUCACAGUUGGCUCGCUGUUCUCUGUCCUCCAUGAACGGCGGUCCCAGUUCCCGGUGCUGCACAUGGAGGUGAUUGUGCACCUGCUGCUCCAGAUCUCUGACGCCCUGAGAUACCUGCAUACUCGGGGCUUUAUCCACCGUUCCCUCAGCUCCUACGCCAUCCACAUCAUCUCCACAGGGGCAGCGAGGCUGGCCAACCUGGAGUACAUGGUGGAAAGCCAGGACGGAGGUGUACACAGGGACCUGACUCAAGUACCCCUUCCCACCCAGCUGUACAACUGGGCUGCCCCAGAGGUGAUCUUACAGAAGGCAGCGACGGUGAAGUCAGACAUCUACAGCUUUUCUAUGAUCAUACAGGAGAUUUUAACAGACAGCAUACCCUGGGAUGGCUUAGAUGGCUCAGUUGUUAAAGAAACCAUAGUCUUGGGAAAUUAUUUAGAAGCGGAUGUCAGGCUUCCAAAACCGUACUAUGAUAUUGUUAAGUCAGGCAUCCGGGUCAAGCAGAAAGACCGAACUAUGAACCUUCAAGAUAUCCAGUAUAUUCUGAAGAAUGACUUAAAGGAUUUUAUUGGAGCCCAGAGGACUCAGCCAGCCGAAAGUCCCAGGGUGCAGAGAUAUGAGCUCCAUCCUGAUGUCAAUGUCUAUCUAGGACUGACUUCAGAACAUCCAAAAGAGACCCUUGACUUGCAAGUAAAAGAGCUGAAGGAAACGGGUAGUCAGCCUCCUUCACCAAGGGGCCCCUCUUCUCCCACUGAGAAAGCAACACCAGAGCCUCCGGUCCCAGACCCGAGCCCAGAGGCCCAGGAGCCUCAGAACCAAGAUGCUGCUUCUCCUGCUUGCUCUGUGGCUGAAGAGGCCAGGAGCUCCAGCCCGGGUCUGGCAAGCCUCUGCAGCUUUGAAAUCAAUGAAAUCUACUCAGGCUGCCUGGACCUGGGCGCUGGCUUGUCGUCCAACCAGGUAGAUGAGCUGAAGUCCAUGGAAGAAGAGUUGGAAAAGAUGGAGAGAGAGGCAUGCUGUUUCCGCGACGAGGACGAGAGCUCUUCAGAAGCCGGCACAGAGCUCUCUUUUGAGGACUGGGACUGGCAGAACAGUUCACUUAGUUUACUCGGCCUGCCUGAGCCUGCCCGAGGAGCCCGCGGCACUGUGAGCCGCAGGGCCACGACCGAGGAGUACAUCAGUAAGUGUGUGCUGAACCUGAAGAUUUCACAGACCAUCAUGCACCAGAAUGACGAUUUGCUGUGGAGUAUCCAGCAGAAACUAGAUGAGACUGAAACGAUGCAGAAGGAGCUGGAGGAGCGCUGGUCUUUGUGGGCUUCCUCCAGAGAAGUUCCACGUGCCCGCGACUUCCCGGCAGCCGUGAGUCCCCCAUCUUUAAACUAUGUUCCUCCUGUCAUGCAGCUGCCAGGGGGCAGGCAGCCGGACACUGGUGGCGGCUCCCCAGCACCAGCACGGUCUCCAAGAACAGUGAGAGACUUUCAAGGAGGACAUUUUGGCAAAAGGUCCAAGAAAAGAAGCGGCUGUGGCUGGACAUCUUUCACCGAAUUCGCAGAAGAAAGCACUAGGGAUCAGUCUGAGCAGGACCAUCAGCUGCCAGCUCUUCGUGACCCUGGAAAACAGAGCACAGGCGAACAGUUUCAGCCCACUCAUGGAGCCAAGGACAGUUCGGAAAGAAAGAGGAACCAACAUGCCAGCAGGAUCAGUAUGGAAUCAGUGUCUUCAGAAAUCUUUAACGCAAAGUCAAGAAAUAGUGAAGAUGAUGGAGAGACACACUUAAAAUGGAAAAGGGAGGUGAAAGAAAUGGCAGAGAAAGCAGCUUCGGGGCAGCUGGCGGUGCUUUCUUGGCGUCCUCAGAACAGUUUGACUUUAGAGAAUGAGGCUGAAAAUGAGCCUGCUCCCCUGCUGCAGCCCCCCAGUCGGGUCUCUGAGCACGUGGAUUGGCAGCAAGCUGUACAGCAUCCCAAGAAAAGUGAUGCGCCGGGAGGAAAUGAGAAGUGUGACAUAACAGACGACAGUGACCAUAACAGGGACCAGCGUGGCAGACAGCCAGGGCCUCCAAGUUUCACUAGUAUCAGCAACCUGCCCCUCAGAAAAAAUAAGCAGCCAGAGCACAGUAAAGUCUUUCCAGCAAAUUCUGAUGCAUCUGUGGUCAUUGAGAAAUCUUACAGCGAUCAGUUCAGGCAAUCAACUUGUUCACCAGAGUCUUCUGAAGACGUAACGGAUGAAUUUUUGACUCCAGACUAUGAAUAUUUUUACUGUGCAACUGCUCAAGAAAACUUGGCUCUAGAGACCUCAAGUCCCAUUGAAGAAGACUCUGAAGGAACACCGGAUACUUGUGCCCAACCUCAAGCUUCCGAUGAAGAAAAGUUUCAAAUGAGAAAAAGAUUUGGAAAGAAUGCUGAAAUUUUGACCAAGUGUCAACUCCAACCUAUACGAAGCACUGAAGGCGAACAAGAGGAGACACUAAAGGAGUCACCAAAGGAAAUGAAAGAGAAAGACAUAUCAUUGACAGAUAUUCAGGACCUGUCUAGUAUCUCCUAUGAACAAGACGGUUCUUUUAAGGAAGUCUCAUGCAAAACACCCAAAAUAAACCAUGCGCCUACUAGCGUCAGCACGCCGCUCAGCCCAGCAGGGUCAGUUUCUUCAGCUGCUAGUCAAUAUAAAGACUGCCUGGAAAGUAUCACAGUUCAGGUUAAAACAGGGUCUACCUCAUGCUGGAACCGUCAAGAAUUUAUUCAAACUUUGUCUGAUAAAUUUGUAACUGUCCGAGAGAGAGCAAAGCGCCUAGAUUCCCUUCUUACUUCCUCUGCAACUCCACCUUCAAGACUCACUAAUCUCAGAAGAUUGCCUGCAUUCCCUGGGGCUGGUUCCUCUAGCAUCGCUAAGGCGCCUGACACAUCAUCCCCUGCUACUCAGAAAAGGAGCCUGCCGAAAGAACCAGUAGAAGCCAUCUCUCAACAUAACAUUGAUGAGCUACCACCACCAUCUCAGGAGCUGCUUGAUGAAGUCGAGCAGUUAAAGUGGCAAGAGGCCUCAUCCACAGUGGUGGAUGAGAACACAGCAAGUCAUCUGGACAUCACUGCAUGUGAUCAAAGCUAUUUAGAAGAACAAGAAACUAACAGUAAAAAAGAAGACAGCAGUAUGCUCUGGACCAAAGAAACUGAGGAUCUAGAAGAGGACACAGAGAGAGCUCACUCUACUCUGGAUGAGGACCUGGAGAGAUGGCUGCUGCCACCUGAGGACGUCACGGAGCUGCAGGAUCUCCCCACGGGCUCGGCAAGGGAGACAAAUACCACGGAUAAAGAAGUUGGCGAAGAAAAGAGAAAAGGGGAAGAAAGCAUCAAGCCAGCGAGAAGGACAUCAGAGAGCUUUUUAGGGACUUCUGAAGAAGAGGAACUAAAAAAACCCUGUUUUUGGAAGCGUCUGGGUUGGUCUGAACCAUCCAGGAUAAUCGUGUUGGAUCAGAGUGACCUGUCCGACUGACGGGAAGUGGACCACAGGUGGACUCCUGGCCUGAGUCUGAGCGUCCUGCUCAUGAGCUGUCUGCUUCCCUUGUCCACAGGGCUUCUGUAGCGCAUGCUCUGUUCAGCUGCCACAGGAGGCAGAAUGACUAGUUUGUUUGCAGCACUUUCAGCCAUUUGUUUUCAGUCAGACUUCUGAAAAGUAAAAGGUCGUUUCGAUUGUAAAACUGUCUUACUGUGCCCAGAAUGGCGUUCAGUUUUUUUGACAUAGAUUUAAAAAACUUUCACUCUUGUUAUAUAAUAAAAUGUUUCCUUUUAAUACCA